UGGACGUGGACGUGGACGCGGGCGCGGGCGCGCGGGGAGGCGGCGGCGGAGGGCGGCCGUUGCGGGCCGGCCCGCGGGGCUGAGGCCGAGCCGAGCCGGGCCCGCGCCCGCGGGGGGCCCACCAUGCGGCGGCUGCGGCGCCUGGCGCACCUGGCGCUCUUCUGCCCCUUCUCCAAGGGCCUGCAGGGCCGGCUCCCGGGCCUCCGGGUCAAGUACGUCUUCCUGCUGUGGCUGGGCAUCUUUGUGGGCAGCUGGCUGGUGUAUGUGCACUACUCGACCUACGCGGAGCUCUGCCGCGGGCACGUCUGCCAGGUGGUCAUCUGUGACCAGUACCGCAAGGGCAUCAUCUCCGGCUCCAUCUGCCAGGACUUGUGCAACUUGCACAAGGUGGAGUGGAGGGCCUGCCUCUCCUCCGUUCCCGGCCGGCAGGUAUACAGCGGGCUGUGGCAGGGCAAGGAGGUGACCAUCAAGUGUGGCAUCGAGGAGGGCCUCAACUCCAAGGCCAGGUCGGACGCGGCCCCCCGGCAGGAGCUGGUACUGUUUGACAAGCCCACACGGGGCACCUCGAUUAAGGAGUUCCGAGAGAUGACCCUCAGCUUUCUCAAGGCGAACCUGGGGGACCUGCCGUCCCUGCCGGCGCUGGUCGGGCGGGUCCUGCUCAUGGCGGACUUCAACAAGGACAGCAGGGUGUCCCUGGCGGAGGCCAAGUCGGUGUGGGCCCUGCUGCAGCGGAACGAGUUUCUGCUGCUGCUGUCCCUGCAGGAGGACCACGCCUCCAGGCUGCUGGGCUCCUGUGGGGACCUCUACGUCACCGAGGGCGUCCCACACGGCUCCUGGCACGGGGCCGCUCUCCCACCCCUCCUGCGCCCGCUGCUGCCCUCCGCCCUGCACACGGCCCUCCAGCAGUGGCUGGGGCCCGCGUGGCCCUGGAGGGCCAAGAUCGCCAUCGGGCUCCUGGAGUUCGUGGAGGAGCUUUUCCACGGGGCCUACGGGACCUUCUACAUGUGCGAGACCACGCUGGCCAACGUGGGCUACACGGCCAAGUACGACUUCAAGAUGGCGGACCUGCAGCAGGUGGCGCCCGAGGCCGCCGUGCGCCGCUUCCUGCGGGGCCGCCACUGCGAGCACAGCGCGGACUGCACGUACGGCCGGGACUGCAGGGCCCCUUGCGACAAGCUCAUGCGCCAGUGCAAGGGCGACCUCAUCCAGCCCAACCUGGCCAAGGUGUGCGAGCUGCUGCGGGACUACCUGCUGCCCGGCGCCCCCGCCGACCUGCGCGAGGACCUGGGCAAGCAGCUGCGCACCUGCACCACGCUGAGCGGGCUGGCCAGCCAGGUGGAGGUGCACCACUCCCUGGUGCUGAGCCACCUCAAGACCCUGCUCUGGAAGAAGAUCUCCAACACCAAGUACUCCUGAGGGGCGCCCCCCUCCCGCCCACCAGGGGGCGCCCGGGGCCCUAGCGAGCCACUCCUCCCUCUUCGCCCUGCCCCUGCCGGGUGGGCGGCCAGCUCGGCCGAGGAGGCCAGGGCCAGGACCGAGGCGGGGUGGGGCCUGGCCAGGCGGCCGGUCUGCACAGAAGCCCGGGAAGUGGUGUGGAGCCCUUCCCCCACUCCCCGCCUUCCCAGCUCUCCAGACCCCACGACCCGACAGAGGGGCUGUCGAGCUGGACCAGGAGGCUGGGGUGGGGGUGGGGGGGGUAGGACGGGAGUACGUGGAGCCUGACCACCAGGGGCUGAAGGACCCUCCCAAGGUUUUGUUACCUUUAAGGACUCGUGAUGUAAAUAAACAGCUUUUCUGUCAGUG
This is a messenger RNA of Felis catus (domestic cat), 1803 nucleotides long. RefSeq names its product divergent protein kinase domain 1B (gene DIPK1B). The record is from RefSeq and is a predicted model, not a curated record. The transcript has 5 exons. The coding region runs from base 124 to 1416 and encodes 430 amino acids. NCBI's taxonomy places the organism in Eukaryota, Metazoa, Chordata, Mammalia, Carnivora, Felidae.